This is a messenger RNA of Branchiostoma belcheri (Belcher's lancelet), 3221 nucleotides long. Its product is annotated as RING finger protein 207-like. Gene Ontology annotation, molecular function: zinc ion binding; ubiquitin-protein transferase activity. NCBI's taxonomy places the organism in Eukaryota, Metazoa, Chordata, Leptocardii, Amphioxiformes, Branchiostomatidae. The record is from RefSeq and is a predicted model, not a curated record. The transcript has 4 exons. Gene Ontology annotation, cellular component: nucleoplasm; chromatin. Bases 12 to 2453 code for a protein of 813 amino acids. Gene Ontology annotation, biological process: protein ubiquitination; Notch signaling pathway; positive regulation of DNA-templated transcription.
CGAGAGCAAUCAUGGCGACUGCAGCUUUCCCAGACGAAGUUAGCGGCGACUCCCUCGAGUGUUCGAUCUGCUGCUACACCUUUAAGAACCCGAAGGUUCUUCCCUGCCUGCACACCUUCUGUGAGCACUGCCUACGAGAAUGGGUACAGAAAAACGAUGGCGACACUUUUCCAUGUCCUAUUUGUCGACAACCUGUCCCAUUGCCCCAAGAUGGCGUCGAGGGUCUAAAGGAUAAUGUUUUUCUUGCUAGCCUGGUGAAAGCUGUGACCGAGCAUCAGAACAUUCGCCAGGGGAAAGAUGACCUUCUCUGCACCAGCUGUGAUGAAGGGAAGCCGGCCACGUCCAGGUGUUCAGAGUGCGCUGAGUUUCUCUGUGAGAGUUGUGAGUCGGCACAUCGUCUGGUGAGAGCUACCAAGGGCCACACCCUCUUCACGUUUGAGGAACUGAAAACGGGAAAAUACGACAAAGUCUUCAGGGCCAGGACAGCCCCACCGUGCUCCAAGCAUUCGGGAGAGAUCUUGAAGCUCUACUGUAGGACUUGCGAGACUCCAAUAUGCAACGAAUGUGCCCUGUUUGAACACAGGGACUCGCAGCACGACUUCGCGCGCUUAGAAGAGGUGGCUGUCGAGAAGAGGGAGACAAUCUUAGAUCUAACACCACAAUGCCAGGACCGAAUGCAGUUCUUUCGCCAGACGGAAGAAGUGCAGAAACGCUUGAAAGAACAACUUCAGCUGAAUGCAGAGUGGGCUCGUCAGAACAUCAACAAAACCGUACAGACAAUAACCGCCCUUGUCAAGGAAGAAGGCGAGCGGCUCCUAACCUGUGUUGACACAGAGGAAAAGUCCAGAAACAAGCAGAUCGAUGCAGAGAUAGAGGCGGCGCAGAUCAGUCUGGCAAGCGCCAAGAGUACAUGUGACUUUGCGGAGACUCUGGCCAGGGAGGGAGGCGACUACGAAGUUGUAUCUUUCUCACAAGACAUGACAACGAGACUGAGUGAUUUGACUAAACCACCUGCGGACACAGUGGACUUUGAACUGGCAAAUAUUAAUGUUGAUUACUCCGUUAUGGAGCACAAGUUGACGACAAACAGUCCCAAAUUUGCCCGAUAUACCUUGCCUAAGCCUACGGAGAGGAAACUGAGUUCUCUGCUGAAACGUGUACCGCAAUGUCGGACCGACUCGAGGACAGGACUUCGUCCGGGAGCAUCUGGGCCCAGUGUGUCGGGAAAUGUAAGCAGAAAGAUACAUGCAUCAGUCCUAUCUGAUGAUGAUAGCAAUGAUGACCUGAAGAAGGACAAGCAGAACAAGCCUGAACACAAGGGGCCUAGUGCUGAAGAUGGUGCUAGCAGUUCUGGAUUAGAGCAAGAACAGAAUUCUCCAUUUGAAGUGUUUGUUGAUCCAGAUAUUCUAAUUUACAUUCGGCAUAAGCAUCAUGCAGAGAUAAGAGAUAUUGGCAAAAGGUACAAGUCUCUGUUUCAUACAAGCAAGGACAACACACAAGCCUGCUUUUCCCCAUCACCUUCUUUGGGAAAAGAUCCUGAACCAGAGAAGGCCAUUGAUGAAUUUACAACACUCUACCAGCAAGUCUUCAGCAAGAUAACAUGUGAGAACUUCAAUAUCAUCCAGUACAGCCUUGCACCAACAUUUCUCUUGGAGGGAGUGAGGAAAAUGCGGCACCUCCACCCAGAAGUUUUGACAAAGAUAACUGAUGAUGACACAACAGUGAUGUUCAUCGGAGAACCAGAGAAGAUAAGGGCAGCAAGAGUAAACUUCUGCAGUUUACUGGGCAUUCCUGUUUCUAGAGGUUCAAGAGGGGAAGGCAACAACAUCAAAGCAACUGCUACCAAAAGCAGAAAAUCAGGACAGCCAAAUGCCGGAAAGAACGACGAUUCCACAUGCCCUAUUUGCCUGUCAGUACCAACAAUGCCAACGUCUCUUCCCUGCAAAGACCAAGGCUGUGAGGCUGUAUUCUGCAAGAAGUGUCUGGACAAGGCAAUGAAGAAAAAAUCUUGCUGUCCAGUCUGCAGUGCUGUUGUGGGGAAACUGACAGGCAACCAGCCAAAAGGGAGGAUGACAAUUGCCUACAACAAAAAAAUGAAGCUUGAAGGCUAUAAAUUAUCUGGAGCCAUCAUCAUUGACUAUGUCUUUAGAGAUGGAAUACAAGGGCCGGAGCAUCCCAACCCAGGCAAGCCUUACACAGGAAGAACUCGCAAAGCGUACCUUCCAUAUAAUGCUGAUGGCAUAAAAGUGUUGGGUCUGCUGGAAAAGGCUUUCAACCAGAGGCUGACCUUCACCAUUGGGACAUCCGCAACAACAGGACAAAGUGACACUGUGGUCUGGAACAACAUUCAUCACAAGACCUGCACAUAUGGAGGACCGAGCAUGCAUGGCUAUCCUGACCCUGACUACCUGAGAAGGGUGACAGAGGAGUUAGCUGCCAAAGGCAUCAAGUAGUUAACACAUUUACAAAUUUAUCAACUUCACUAUACUGAAAACCCAUGUAAUUGUAAAGAAUAGGUCAGUGAAGUUUCAUUAGACUGUAUCUAAAAUAGUGUUUUCAGAAAAUCCAGUAUAAUUGAUAGGAAAUGAGACUUUGGUUGCUAGGAGCAACAGGUUUGUAAAAUGCUGCUCUUUAAAAUACAAGACAAUUCUUCACAUUCAGUUAAAUUUUGAAUGAUGAAUUAUACAGAAGUAGGAUGGAUGUAUGAUAAAAUGUUUGUCAUAAUAUUUGGCCAUCAUGGAAGUUUGGAAUCCAAAAAUCGUCAGUUAAUCCAGAGCUUUAUUGACCUUUAUUGGUUGGAAUUUCUCAUGAUAGUCAUGCUUAAUUGUAAUCAAUCAUGUGGAAUGGCUAACUGCAUGCAAAUACAUGUAGUACAGAAAUAGUACAUGUAUGCAGAAACAUGUAUCAUGGAACACUUGGUGUCAUCUUACCAUGUACCAAGUACAAUAUGUAUUUUAGGUUAACUUUUCUUGUUUGCCAGCAGUACUUUUAGGGGAAAAAUCUUGUUACACUUUAUGUCUUAAGCCCUUCACAAUGAGGCUGUUUACAUUCACAUAAAUCUCAAGACAAACUAUUUAUCUUAGAUGUAAAAUAUGUGACUCUAUAAACUUACGUAGUAAUACAUACAUGUACAUCUUCAAGAUCUUCUUGUCAUUUGUAGUUUCAGUAGUAGCAAAGUACAUUGGACAUUCAAAACCAAGGCACAUUUCAGAAUAUACUUU